CUUGUGUACACAAGAUAUGAGAGAGAGAGGUAGAGAGAGAAAAAGGGAUUCAAGCUACAGACACCAUGCAGGAUCGGGAUGAGCAGCAUUGGGCAGAGAGUACACAAGAUCACGAGGGAGAAGCUGACAAAGGAAGACAUUGAAUGCAGGGUACAUGAGCUUUAGCAGAAGCCAGAAGUUCAACCAUGAUUGGGGAUACAACAAAGGACUGUUCAAACAGGCUACAUCCUUCUUCUUCACAAAUAUUCCAAAAGAUUGGAGCUACAAUGAGAUGUGGACAACUUUUGGCAAAUAUGGCAGGGUGAUAUCAAUCUAUAGUCCACAAAGGAAAAGUCAAUCUAGAAGGAGGUUCAGUUUUGUCAGGUAUCUAGAGAUUAAAAAUGUGAGGGAUCUGGAAGAAAAACUGGACCAAAUCUGGGUUGAGGGGUGGAAAAUUUGGGUUAACAUCGCCAAAUACCCAGAGGAGAAGAUUGUAACCAAGAAGAUAAGAAUAGACUCAGCCCCGUCUAUUGUAGUCAAAGGGAAAUCUUAUGCUGAUGCUGUUAAAGGCCUGGAGGGAAUUAAAUACAGUAAAACAAGGACUCAAUUAAAGAAGACAAGUCCAGAGAUGGAGCCCAAAAAAAAUAGAAGCAUUCUCAAAAAUAGCAAAACGGAGCAAAGACAGAUAUGGAAAGUGAAAAACAGAGGGGUUGACUGGCGAGGAUUGGAGUAUAAUGUGAAGCAAGAAGAUUAUGAGUGGCUACAAGGUUGCUAUGUUGGUAUUGCUCAUUCAGUUGAGAUGGUACCCAACCUCCAAGAGAAGUUUUAUAUGGAGGGGUAUUUCUCAUGCCGUCUAGGGGUGAUUGGGGGGGAGAUGGUCCUCAUGGAUUGUGAGGACAAAGAAGAAUUAAAGGAUUUAGUGCAGGGAGCUGCAGAUUGGCUAGGACAAUGGUUCUUUGAAGUUAAGCCUUGGUCACCUCUUAUGGUGGCAAAGGAACGAUUCGUUUGGAUUAGAAGUCAAGGAUCCCCUCUGCAAGCUUGGGGUCCUAUUUUCUUUGAGUCAAUGGCAACUUCGUGGGGCAAAUUCAUAUGUUUGGAUAAUAGUACAAGUCAAAAAAGGAGAUUCGAUAUAGCGAGAUUCCUCAUAUCCACCCCGAUAAUGGAGUUUAUCUUAGUUAAACGGCAGAUUAAAGUGAAUGGCGAGGGGUACUUUCUCAAGUUCACUGAAGAAGAAAUGACUAACAACUUGUUUUCUUUGAGAUAUGAUUUCAAACCCAGCUUCAAAAGUGAAUCAGAUCAUGAAGAAUACUGGUCGGACGCUAGUGAUUAUGAUGAUGAAUGGCAAGAUGAGGAAUAUGGAACCAACAGGGAGAGGGCCGGGGAAGAAGAAGAAGCCAUUGGUGACACAGUGGGGCACAAUACAAAUGACAGAAGGCAUGCCACCAGUUCAACACACGAGGUGGAAUUUGAAUUACAAGAAAGAAGUGUUGAAGCGGGACAAUUUGAAAAAGUUGAUAGAAGCUACCAAUGCCAACUGAGAGAAGAGGAAAAUGCAGAAGAAGUAGCUGACAGCAUUGACAAUGGAACAAUGAAUGAUGUUGAGGACAGAGUAGACAUGAUAGGAAGGGAAAUGGGUGCUAGAACCGAGAACCAAACUAGCUCAAACGCCAUUCAUGUAGCGGGUGAUGAGGUAUGGGCCGAGCAAGGUGUAACCACAAAAACCAAUAUGGGCCAUAAACAAAAUGAUGUAGAGGGUAUGAAACAGAAGCAAUGGGCCUGCAACCAAAUGGGGACAAGAGAACAGAGAACUCACAGCAGCUUGUUGAGAGCAGAGAAAGGGAGCGAAGACAGCAGCGAGAUGGAGGGGAGGUGCAAAACACAGAGGGAGAUCCAAGGUGAGCAAAGCAGAAAGAGGGGGAUUUCCAGAAUGCUUGCAAACAGUUGUGACUUAGCGGCGGGAAGCUCCGUUGGGGAUAGUGGAAUCGAGAAUUGCAAUCGAAUUUUGAAGGAGGAACAAAGCAGAAAAACAACAGUAGAUUUAUGGAAUUUUGCAAAAGAAAUCGCCCAAAUGGAUUUCAAAGGAGAAGCGGAACAACUCUUAGAGGAGGAAAUCAAAAGAAGAAGGGAAGCCUUCAUAGUCCUACGGGAUAACAUUAGCUCAAAAGCACUAGGCCCAGACAGAUUUAACUUCAAGUUUGUAAAAGACCGGUGGGAGGUUAUCAAGGAAGAUGUGGUUGAAUUCCUCCAAGAAUUCCAAGAAAACAGCAAGUUGGUGAAGGGGAUAAAUAACUCAUUCAUUGUCCUCGUGCCAAAGGUUGAUAAUCCCCAAAAGAUUGAGGAGUAUAGACCCAUAUCCCUCAUUGGAGUUAUAGUAUAUGAUGCAGAGGAUGGGCUUUUGUGUGAAGUGGAGGAAUUGGAUACGAGAGUGUUAAAGAACAAGUCUGGUUUCAGUCCUGCGGGGUUAAAUGGCCUGGUAUCGACAGCAGUCCUAAAAGAUCUAUUACAAGGAGAAGAGGUGGGCUUAGGAGGCUUCAAAGUCUCACAUUUGCACCAUUUAAUUGGCACUUGUGUGGAGGAAGAAUGGAUUGAAAAAAUGUCAUGGGUGAUAAGCUGCAAAAAGGGCUUAUUCCCUUUUAAAUACUUAGGCAUCCCUAUUGGGGAAAGCUGCAAGAAGAUUGCAUUCUGGAAACCGUUGGUAGAUGUUUUCAAAAGUAAAUUAUCCAAAUGGAGGGGUUGGCAUUUAUCUCUCGGAGGUCGGAUUACUCUUAUUAACUCAGUGCUCUUUGGUCUCCCGGUCUUCUGGAUGUCGGUAUACUUGAUACCCAAAGGUGAAGGGGUUAGCAUUAGUUUCUGGUGGGAUAACUGGAGAGGGAAAGGGUAUAUCGCUAACAAAUAUCCAAGACUUUACUCUUUAUCUACAGGGAAGGAUAACAAAAUUCCUCAAAUGGGAGAAUGGGUCAAUGGCGACUGGAAAUGGAAUCUUCAAUGGAGACGAAACCUCUUCAGCUGGGAAACUCAACAAGUAGAAGAAUUACAAAAGGACAUCCAAGAUACAAGUUUAAUAAAAGGUAAACCAGACUUAUGGGAAUGGGCUCACAGCAAAGAUGGGGGCUACUUGACAGGCUCAGCAUAUCAAACACUCACAAUGGAGGGUAGAUCGGAUCAGCAUGGAAUGGAACUCCAAAAUGUAUGGAACAAGCUGAUACCUAACAAAAUCUCGGCUUUCUCAUGGCAACUACUGCAGGACAAAAUCCCCACAAAGCUUAAUCUGCACAAAAGAGGUAUUAUUCAAGCUCUUGAAGAAUGCAAAUGUGUUAUGUGCGGUAAGGAAACAGAGGACUAUAGCCACCUCCUUAUUCACUAUAAAUUUGCUUGGCAUCUUUGGAAUGAAUGUUUCAAUUGGUGGGGAAUUAUAUCCGUGCUUGAUAAAGAUCGCUUAAAAGUGUUUGAGCAGCACUCAAAUCUAUUAAAAAGGGUGAAAUUGAAGGAGGGAUGGGAAUGCAUUUGGUUUGGUAUUGUCUGGACAAUAUGGCUUGCUAGAAAUGAGAAGAUCUUUAGAGGGAAGGAAGCAGACAAAAGGAGGCUCCUAGAGCUGGUGCAACUUAGGACAUUUAGUUGGCUUAAUUGUAGAAGGGGAGGCUGUGUUUUCUCCCUGACAGAUUGGCUCCAUAACCCAGCUGAUUGUCUGACCAACAACUGCAGCAAUAGAAGGAAACUUAACGGGAUAGCAAGUACCAAGUAAAGUUCCACAUACAGCUAAAGGCACUCCCAUCCCCCCCUCCCCCCCCCCACCAAAUUGCUAGGUAGAACUAUGGGAGUAAACAGGGGCGCCUAAA
Messenger RNA from Rubroshorea leprosula, 3815 nucleotides. NCBI's taxonomy places the organism in Eukaryota, Viridiplantae, Streptophyta, Magnoliopsida, Malvales, Dipterocarpaceae. The record is from the annotation of a GenBank genome assembly.